AUGUUUUAAAUUGCAGUUAUAAUGACGUACAUAAACAUAACCAGCGUGAAGCUGUUCGUUAAAGUACAAAACGUGUUCGGCAUCUGCAAAGUCGCGGCUUGCCUUAUCGUCAUAGGAGGUGGAAUCUACGAGAUCGCUAGAGGUAACACAAAGAACCUAAACAAGGGUUUCGAAGGCAGCAAUAUGGAGGCGGGCGGUAUCGCAUUGGCUCUGUACUCUGGAUUGUGGGCGUAUGACGGAUGGAAUAGCGUCACCGUCGUCACUGAAGAGAUUAUUAACCCGGGAGUAAAUGUUCCACUUAGCAUAUCGAUAGCAGUCCCUCUAAUAACGGCUCUAUACGUGUUCAUGAACGUCGCAUACAUGACGGUUCUGAGUGUCACGGACAUGAUAUCAGUGCCUGCCGUGGCUGUAGCCUUCGGAGAGAUAGUGUUGGGAAGGGCUGCGUUUUUGAUACCCCUGGGAGUGGCUGUAUCGACUUUCGGAUGCGCUAUGAGUGUCCAAUUUGGUGUUACUAGAGUAUGUUACACUGCUGCUCAGGGUGGCCACAUGUUAGAGCUAUUCUCGUACGUCAAUAUGAAACGAUUGACUCCCGCCCCCGCAGUGGCCUUCCAGGCCAUCCUAACAUCAAUAUUUAUAGUAGUGGGCAACAUUAAGACUCUAAUAGAAUUCGCGUCAUGGUUCUUAUGGUUUUUCUACGGUCUUGCAAUGGUCGCCUUGCUCGUCCUAAGAAAAACACAGGCAGACAAAAUCCGACCUUAUAGAGUACCUACCCCAGUGCCAUGUUUUGUACUUUUAGUGGCGAUAUUUUUGUCCGUCCUGCCAAUUGUACAUGACCCGUCUAUUAAGUACCUGAUUGCCAUUGGUUUUAUUGUGAUUGGAGUCGCGGUGUAUACUUUGUUCGUGUAUUACAAGAAAACACCGAAACGGUUAUUAAGAAAACUAACAAUCCUGACUCAAAUAUUCUUGGAGAGCGUGCCACCGAGCCGAAAAGACUGAUUUUGUUUUAAGUUACGGAAUAGGAUACGAAGAAAUGCUAAUUAUAUAAUAAUACAAUGCAAUAAAUAGUAUUAGAUAUAUCCAACUGUUUUAGAGUUCUUAUUACUACAGAUUGCAAUAGGCAAAGUAUUACCUUAACUUACAAGUAAUAAAUAUAGAGUAGAUUUGAUGAUUUGACUACCUCGGUAGCUUAACGGUCUACAUUGUUGACACUGGAUAGCCAACUUU
This is a messenger RNA of Hyposmocoma kahamanoa, 1224 nucleotides long. Its product is annotated as b(0,+)-type amino acid transporter 1-like. The record is from RefSeq and is a predicted model, not a curated record. Bases 22 to 996 code for a protein of 324 amino acids. Gene Ontology annotation, cellular component: membrane. NCBI's taxonomy places the organism in Eukaryota, Metazoa, Arthropoda, Insecta, Lepidoptera, Cosmopterigidae. Gene Ontology annotation, molecular function: L-amino acid transmembrane transporter activity. The transcript is spliced from 6 exons. Gene Ontology annotation, biological process: amino acid transmembrane transport.